AUGACCGAUACCUCCAGAAUCCUUCCUGUCCUCAUCGUUGGUGCAGGUCCUACCGGACUGGCGGCGGCCUUGACAUUGGCGCAGAACGGAGUGCCGGUCCGCAUCGUGGACAAGGAAGGGGCAUUCCACGCCACGUCUCGUGGAGCCGGCAUUCAUCCGAGAUCCGUAGAGAUAUUCCAUUUCCUUGGGGUAUUGAACAACGCCCGCAAGUUCCACAGAGACUUGCCGCCGUUUCAAUCGUACAAACUCCCAGGAGGCACCGAAGUGUUGAAGAGAUGGCAUCUCUUCGACAAAUUUGAGUCUUCUCCUGAUCGUCCCUGGGAUGCCAUGACGAUCAGCCAGUACUACACUGAGGGCGUUUUCCGCGACCACCUAGCCAAACACGGCAUCCAUGUGGAAUUGCGUACAGAACCCGUCUCUAUGGAGCAAGACGACAAUGGUGUCACCGUCACCCUGCGGAAAGUCAGCGGAAGUGGAGCAGAGCAAACGGAAAGCAUUCGCGCAGCAUAUGUGAUUGGCGCAGAUGGCGCUCGAAGUAUCACUAGGAAACAGAUCGGCGCCACGUUCGAGGGGAAAACAAAAGAUGCUGACGGUUCCGUAUACGCGGACGCCGUGAUUGAAGGCCUGUCGUCAGAAUUAUGGCAUCUCUGGUCCACCCCUGGGAAGAUGUUGAUCGGGGCACGACCGAAGUUGGAACCCAAUGCCUUCCACGUCACAAUUUUCAGCCGUGAUUUCGAUCCUGUUGAAAUGGUCGAUCAACAGAAGUUCGUGGACUUCUCUCACCAGACCACUGGGCGGAAGGACCUCCAUUUCAAAGAGAUCACAGCUUUAACUUACUGGAAGCCGAAGAUGAGGAUGGUCAACAAGCUCCAGGAAGGCAGAAUCUUCAUUGCAGGUGACGCUGCACACAUUCACUCCCCAAGCGGCGGGCAAGGACUGAACACAAGUAUCCAGGAUUCAUUCAAUCUAGCGUGGAAAUUGGCCCUCGUCUACAAAGGUCUCGCCUCCCCACAUCUCCUCGGUACCUACCCGGUCGAGCGCCUGCCCGUGAUUGCGCAGAUGCUCGCUACUACCUCGAACCUAUACACCCACCUCAUACCAAAGAAAGAAGAUUCGCAGGCGACGACCGUACAAGAUCAGGACCCCAAGAAGGCGGGCUUCAUGCAGUGGCGCAACACCGCGCUCUACCAACUCGACAUCAACUACCGCUGGAGCCCGAUCACGGUUGAUGCGCACGGGAAAGACGGCCUGAGCGAGGACGAUUUGAAGGCUCGCGCAUACGAGGGCUACCCCGGAGGAGACGUGCGGGCUGGCGACCGCGCGCCCCAAGCCCUGCUCUCGUCGGGUGGCGCCGCAGAGAUUGUCAAAGCCGCCCAGGAGUACCCAGUCGGCACGGUGCAUACGGUCGUCCUCGGCAAGGAUGCCGUGCCUCAGCCGAUUGACAGUGCGGAGUCCUACCACGACAAGGAAGGCCAUGCGUAUCGUGCUUACCACGUCGAUGGAGGCGAGGUGACGGUUGUUGUCGUACGACCCGAUGGCUAUGUGGGCGCGGUGGUUCACGAUGUAGAUGGGCUUAGGACGUACUUGGCAAAGAUCUUCCGGGUCUUGUAG
Messenger RNA from Dichomitus squalens LYAD-421 SS1, 1611 nucleotides. RefSeq lists its product as uncharacterized. Gene Ontology annotation, molecular function: FAD binding. The transcript has 11 exons. NCBI's taxonomy places the organism in Eukaryota, Fungi, Basidiomycota, Agaricomycetes, Polyporales, Polyporaceae. Bases 1 to 1611 code for a protein of 536 amino acids. The record is from RefSeq and is a predicted model, not a curated record.